AACCGUUUUGGUUUAUCCUUAGAGAAUUAAUAAAAACAAUCUCACGUCGUCCGCCAUUAUGGAUUACCCUCCAGAGAAGGACUGGAUAAGAAUUUGUACUGCGCGCAUAUUCAAACGGGAGUCAUUCGCUGAUUUAUUGCUACAUGACUUUUCUCCCUUCGCCGAGUUCACUGAAACCUUUGUGAAACGUGAAUGAAAAGAUUAACAUCACAUGGUGAAAGAACACCGUACAUUCAAAGAGGAGUGCAUUUAUAUUGAGCGCUUAAACGAAAACUCGUUUCUUAUCAAGAAAGGCUUUGUCCCAAAAAUGAAGGUUGAAGGUAUCUUCUAUAUAAACAAGCUGCUCGAAAAACUAAUGUUUGAUGAGCUGAAGUACUGGGCUGGAACUCAAGGUUCCAAGGGGGUUGGCAAGAGCGCUCUCCUUUCACGUCAUAUAGCAGUUAAGGCAACAAUUGGGGAGGAGGAUUGGAGAACAGCAUAUUUUGGCUAAAAAUUGGCAGUCACACGGUCGCCAGUGGCGAGUUAAAACUGACUAGGGCUACCAAAAGUUAAGGGUUGAAUGCCCAGUGUGCGACUAUGCUACAGAAUUUCAUAACGUUGCAAUGUAAGUUAUUCAAAGUACAAAGUUAAAAAUAAAACUCAAUAUAUAGUUCAAUUGGACUACCCUUCUCUUCGUUUCUUUGCCUGGACUCUAAGAUUAUCCAUUUUAGUUAAUUUUUAGUUCUAAAGUGGAAAUUCCGAGCCAUUUUAACAGUGAUUUCACAAGCAAUCCACAUUCACAAAAUAUAGACACCAUUUUGAUUUUGUGACUGCCACGUGACUCUGGACAUACCUAGAGUUCCGUGCAGGAUGGUUUCGAGGUACACGUUUCUGCUUUGAGGAAGAAUUUGUUGAUAGGCUUAUCCAGAAAUACCUGUAACCACAGUCACUGCAUACAAGAAUGUCUUUGAACAAAA
Pocillopora verrucosa is the source of this 956-nucleotide messenger RNA. Lineage: Eukaryota; Metazoa; Cnidaria; Anthozoa; Scleractinia; Pocilloporidae. The record is from RefSeq and is a predicted model, not a curated record.